Fonsecaea pedrosoi CBS 271.37 is the source of this 885-nucleotide messenger RNA. RefSeq lists its product as uncharacterized. The record is from RefSeq and is a predicted model, not a curated record. The coding region runs from base 1 to 885 and encodes 294 amino acids. The transcript has 4 exons. NCBI's taxonomy places the organism in Eukaryota, Fungi, Ascomycota, Eurotiomycetes, Chaetothyriales, Herpotrichiellaceae.
AUGGCUAGCGCAAAGGAACAGAGCAUCCCGCCUGUCGCCCCGACCAGGCUGAGACAAAUCGCUCUCAUUACAGAAGACUAUGAUCGGGCUCGAGAUCUGUUGACCAGGGUUCUCGACACGGAAGUCGUAUUCGUGGAUCCGCAGGUGGCUCAAUGGGGUCUGAAGAACUUUCUAGUGGCCGUUGGAGGUGACCUGAUUGAAGUGUGCUCUCCGUUCAAACCCAAUACGACGGUGGGGAGACUACUCGAGAAACGCGGCGACGGUGGGUACAUGAUCAUCAUGCAGACAUUGGACGCCGCGUCGAGGCGGAAAUACAUCGAGUCGAGGAACCUGGCCAGGGUCAUCUUCCACCACUCGCACGGAGAUGUCGAGUGUGUCCAGUAUCAUCCAAAGGGGAUUGCCGGGGGAAUGAUGCCGGAAUUGGAUUCCCAUACCCCGUCGGCCACGAACUCAACCCCACUGGAGAGCCCCUUUAGUCCAUGGCACGCCUGCGGAUCGGAUUACCCAAAGUACUCGGCCGGGAUGAGGCGUCGCGCACACCUGAAGCUGGUCAGGGCAGUUCUCCGCUUGGCGCCCGGCCAAACCGACGUCCACGCCGCCGCUCAGCAAUGGCAGGACUAUUUUGGGGUGGAGAGACGAGGGAGUGAGCUGGUCUUCACAAAUGCCCGCCUGAGUUUCGUGCCGGGAGUGGAGGGGUCGCCCGAGGGGCUGGAGAGCAUCACUAUUGCAGUUCAGGGCAAGGAGAGGCUGGACAAGAUGUUGAGAGUGGUGAGCGACGAGGGUCUUUGCGGGAACGGAUGGACGAACAUGCUGGGCGUCAAAUGGUACUUUGAGCUCCAGGGCGAAGAGAAUGACCAAGCAAAGGGACGAGAGAGCAGACUCUGA